GCUCGGGAAGCCGCCGCCAUCACCGCUCAGGACGUCCGGGCUUCCCACCCUCCUCCCAGGCCUCCACCCAUCAGCUCCAGCGGCUGGGCCCAAGUGCCGCCAUGCGUCUGCCUCCAGCCACCUCUCCCUGCGGCCUGGCCUGGGGGCCACUCCUGCUGGGCCUCUGCGGGCUCCUGGCAGCAUCCCAGCCCCAGAUGGUGCCCCCCUACCACUCAGAGGACCGCACGUGUGGGGACCAGGAGAAGGAGUACUAUGAGCCCAAGCAUCAGGUCUGCUGCUCCCGGUGUCCCCCAGGCACCUUCGUCACAGCCGAAUGCAGCCGCAGCCAGAACACGGUCUGUACCACGUGUGCCGAAAACUCCUACAAUGAGCACUGGAACCACCUGUCCAUCUGCCAACUGUGCCGGCCCUGUGACCUGGUGCUGGGCUUCCUGGAGGUUGCACCCUGCAGCAGCACCCACAAGACAGAGUGUCGCUGCCAGCCGGGAAUGUUCUGCGCCCACCGGGACGCAGAGUGUGUGCACUGUGAGCUGCUCUCUGAAUGCCCGCCUGGCACUGAGGCCGUGCGCAAAGGUGGAGAUGAGGAGGCUGACAACACCUGCAUCCCCUGCAAGGCAGGGCACUUCCAAAACACCUCCUCCUCCAGUGCCCACUGCCAGCCCCACACCAGAUGCAAGGACCGGGGCUUGGUGGAGGCAGCUCCAGGCACUGCCCAGUCUGACACAAGCUGCAGGAACCCACCGGAGCUGCUGCCCCCCGAGACACCAGCAGGAACAAUGCUGGUGCUGGCCAUCCUGCUGCCUCUGGUCUCCCUUCUGCUGCUCACCACUGUCAUUGCCUGUACCUGGAAGAGCCACCCCUCUCUCUGCAGAAAGCUGGGAUCGCUGCUCAAAAGGCGGCCAGAGGGAGAAGAAUCCCCCUCCUGCCCCCUUCCAAGAGCCAACCCUCAUGUCCCUGACUUGGUGAAGCCACUCCUGCCCAUCUCUGGAGAUCUGUCCCCGGGCCCCACCAGACCCCCAGGACCCCCACCUCUGGAGGAAGUGCUGCUGCAGCAGCAGAGUCCUCUGACCCAGACCAGGGAGCCGGAGGCUGAGCUGGGGGAGCAGAGCCAGGUGGCCCAUGGUGCCAAUGGCAUCCAUGUCACCGGGGGCUCCGUGACUGUCACCGGCAACAUCUACAUCUACAAUGGGCCAGUGAUGGGCAGAGCGCGAGGCCCUGGAGACCCCCCAGCUCCCCCUGAACCUCCGUACCCCACUCCUGAAGAGGGCGCUCCCGGGCCCUCGCAGCUGUCUGUGCCCUACCAGGAAGAUGGCAAAGCUUGGCAUCUGGCCGAGACAGAGACCCUGGGGCGCCCCACGCUCUGACCAGGCCGAGGGCCGCAUGGAUCCUGGGAAGUGAGAGAAGAGGGUCUGAGAGCCUCCUCCGAGGCUGCCCACCCUCAGGACUCCUGCGCCUGGCAGCCCCAAGGGACCAGGCUCAGGUACUGCUGAGAGCGGCGGGGCCCAGCGGGACCACACCCCACAGGACUCACCCUGCCUGGGAGCCUGUCACCUAGUGUGGACCCGUAGCCUCCGGCACAGACGGGUGGUACGCCAAUCACUGCCCGCCACGGCACUCCGCAGCAAGGGGAGCUUGCCCUGCGGUCCGUCACCCACAAGGACGUCCUCGGACCUCAGGGGACUCAGGGUGCUCAGCCCCAAGCUUCGAGGGCCCACGCCUCACACAGACCAAGGUGGACCCUGGUGCGGCCGAGGUUGCCUGAGGGUCACUCGCCCGGCCUCCUGGAGGAGGGGGGACGGGUUGGUGGAGCAGGGUCGGGGAGGGCUACAGUAUGGGGAAGUUUGGGAACGGAGGAAAAUGACCAGUGUAUUUAUAAAUUGUAGUCACAUGUAAAUAAAGAGAUUGAGACCCA
Fukomys damarensis (Damara mole-rat) is the source of this 1912-nucleotide messenger RNA. RefSeq names its product lymphotoxin beta receptor (gene Ltbr). Bases 102 to 1364 code for a protein of 420 amino acids. The record is from RefSeq and is a predicted model, not a curated record. Lineage: Eukaryota; Metazoa; Chordata; Mammalia; Rodentia; Bathyergidae. The transcript is spliced from 10 exons. Gene Ontology annotation, biological process: immune response; hematopoietic or lymphoid organ development; positive regulation of canonical NF-kappaB signal transduction. Gene Ontology annotation, molecular function: ubiquitin protein ligase binding.